Messenger RNA from Ochotona curzoniae (black-lipped pika), 1637 nucleotides. It is a transcript of the gene TIMCC, whose product is annotated as family with sequence similarity 136 member A. Bases 40 to 456 code for a protein of 138 amino acids. Lineage: Eukaryota; Metazoa; Chordata; Mammalia; Lagomorpha; Ochotonidae. Gene Ontology annotation, cellular component: cytoplasm. The record is from RefSeq and is a predicted model, not a curated record. The transcript has 3 exons.
GUCCACGCGGGUGCCGCUGCCGCGCAGCGCCGGGUCGCCAUGGCCGAGCUGCAGCAGCUCCGCGUGCAGGAAGCCGUGGACUCUAUGGUGAAGAAUCUGGAGAGGGAGAACAUCCGCAAGAUGCAGGGCCUGAUGUUCCAGUGCAGCGCCGGCUGCUGCGAGGACAGCCGGGCAUCCAUGCAGCAGGUGCACCAGUGCAUCGAGCGCUGCCAUAUGCCCCUGGCUCAAGCCCAAGCCCUGGUGACGAGCGAACUGGAGAAGUUCCAGGACCGCCUUGCCCGGUGCACCAUGCACUGCAAUGACAAAGCCAAAGAUUCCAUAGAUGCGGGGACUAAGGAGUCCCAGGUGAAGCAGCAGCUGGACAGUUGUGUGACCAAGUGUGUGGAUGACCACCUGCACCUCAUCCCAACCAUGACCAAGAAGAUGAAGGAGGCACUCUCGAACAUGGGGAAGUAAAAGUGCCAGUGGCCACCAGGGCUGAGGGAAGGAAUCUGUUUUAAAAAGAACGGGAACUUAGUCCUUCUGUAUAGAAGUUUAUAAAGGAAAUCAAGGAAGCCAGCAGGUGUAAGGCAUGUCAUCUGCCUCCGGACUCUAGUUCCUUCAUAUUCCAGUUCCUGGAGCUGAAGUGAACAACAUGGUGCUAAAACCCGGGUCAGACGGCACAGGAGAGUGUUUCCAGGCCUGCAUUUCACAUGCCAAGUGUCCGUGCUACGAGUGGGGCCUCCCUUGUGCCACAAGUCUGGGCCUUCCUUGCACCAGAUUCUCCUUACCUGCGUAGGCGGCAGCAGGCUGGGGCUGCGUGCUGGUGGCAGGUGCAGCCCGGGUUUCGGUGGGCUGCCAGCAUCCUGCUUCCCCGAGCUUUCACCACACCAUCGUCCUUACACUGUAAACACAAUCCAUGAGGUCACCGCGUUAGAAAAGGAAACUGCCUCUUCGGGUCUUUGGCUGGUUUUUUUACACACAAGGGCAUGCAGUGAUUUCAGAUGUGGAGUUGGAAGGAGGAGUAGUUUCAGGAGAAAUUUUGCAGGACCCCUGUGGGUGUCCUUUUCUGGCAUGGACCUCCAUCUCCUGAUAUUCUUACUGCAUCCCAUCCUGGAGAUGUCACUCAGGGGACAGGAAGCACAGCUCCCCUCACACUGAGUAACCAGAUAAAUUUGUCACAGCACUUUCCCCCUUGAAGGGGAAGAACGUUUUCACAGCAGUAAUUACGGUACCCGGGAAUGAACGGUGAAAGAUGGUCUCUUGGCUCUGUGAUCAAAGAACUCUGAAGUACUGUGCUUUUGGGGAAGCGUGGAUUUGUGUAAAAGAGUGGAAUAAAGCCAAGCACAGCAUUGCUUACUUAGUCCCCAAAUUAACACCAAGCAGACAAUCCCAACAACAGGAAGGCCAUGAGAGAAAAGGCAACUUGGGUUAGGACGAGCCCCAACUGCCUGGGAUCGAAGGCAGGCAGCCCCACGUCAGCACAGGCCAUGUUUGGGGACUUCGCAAGAUGCAGUGUUGUGCCCCAACCUGACACCUUAUGUUUGAUAAGGACUUGCUAAAAUGAUAAUAUAGCUUAUCUGUUCACUGUUUGAAUGCUGUGAUAUAUUUUCCUAAUUGUUUGGUUUUAAAUAAAACAAGGUUAAAUUUGUCCCUCA